Messenger RNA from Telopea speciosissima, 1685 nucleotides. Its product is annotated as F-box/kelch-repeat protein At5g60570-like. The transcript has a single exon. Gene Ontology annotation, molecular function: protein binding. The coding region runs from base 157 to 1377 and encodes 406 amino acids. The record is from RefSeq and is a predicted model, not a curated record. Gene Ontology annotation, cellular component: nucleus. NCBI's taxonomy places the organism in Eukaryota, Viridiplantae, Streptophyta, Magnoliopsida, Proteales, Proteaceae.
UGGAUAGAUCGAUGCACAGAUAGUGAAUUAUGGUGUCCCUGUGCCCGGAACCUUUGUUAUUGUUCUCAGCAUCUCUAGGAGACAAUACCUAACCUGUCAUCAAUCGGCUCUGCAUCCGAGUGAUGCUUUCUGCUAGUACCCUGCAGACUUGCCAAUAUGAAUCUUCAAGCCGAUGAGUCGAAGAGACUAUUUGAUUUCAAUCUCCCGUGCUUGGCGGACAAAUCUUGCUCUGAUUUAGUUGGAGACGGAAGAUACGUUGCCCUAGAGAUGGGAUCUGAGGUAGGAGAUUAUGAUGGUCGCUGUAAAAAUCACCGCGUUGCUGCUGGGUCAUGUGAUUCUCUUAUUCCUGGUCUACAUGAUGACAUUGCUCUGACCUGCCUUUCCUGGGCAUGCCGAUCAGAUUAUACUACGCUUGCUUGCCUCAACAGGAGAUUCAAUUCGUUGAUACAAAGUGGCUGCCUCUAUGGAUUGCGGAAGCAGAUGGGUAUCGCCGAGCACUGGGUGUACUUGGUCUGUGACCCACGGGGGUGGGAAGCUUUCGACCCCAUGAGAAAGAAAUGGAUGAGAUUGCCCAAGAUCCCUUGUGAUGAGUGCUUCAAUCAUGCAGACAAGGAGUCAUUAGCUGUGGGCAGUCAAUUACUGGUUUUUGGCCGGGAGUUGUUGGAUUUCGCCACCUGGAAGUACAGUUUGGUUCGUCGGAAUUGGGGGAAGUGUCAGGGAAUGAACUUUCCUCGAUGCUUGUUCGGUUCGAGUAGCUUUGGUUCGAUUGCCAUUGUUGCAGGAGGAAGUGAUAAGAAUGGAAAGAUAUUGGAAUCUGCUGAGCUCUACGAUUCUGAGACAGGUAGUUGGGAGCUGUUACCAAACAUGCACUCCCCGCGUAAGUUGUGCUCUGGUUUCUUCAUGGAUGGGAAGUUCUAUGUGAUAGGUGGGAUGUCAAGUCCUACGGUCUCAUUGACUUGUGGGGAAGAGUACAACCUUGAGACGAGGAAAUGGAGGAAAAUUGAUGGAAUGUACCCAAAUGUUAAUAAGGUGGCUCAGGCACCUCCGCUUGUGGCAGUGGUGGAUAACCAGCUCUAUGCGGUUGAGCACUCAACCAAUAUGGUGAAAAAGUAUGAUAAGGAGAAGAACACUUGGGCUGUCUUGGGAAGACUCCCUGUGAGAGCUGAUUCUUCAAAUGGUUGGGGCCUGGCUUUCAAAGCAUGCGGCAAGGAACUGUUGGUUGUAGGUGGACAGAGGGGCCCUGAAGGUGAUGGUAUUGUGUUGAACUCUUGGUGUCCAAAGUCAGGGGUCAAAAAUGGGACCUUGGAGUGGAAGGUGCUCGGUGUGAAGGAGCAUGUUGGGGUGUUCGUCUAUAACUGUGCGGUCAUGGGCUGUUGAGCACUUCUUCUGCUAUUUAUUCACUCAGUGGGAUUGGAGACUCUGCAAUCUAACCAGGCCUUUUGAGGCUUCUCCUUCACAUGUUAUCUGUUUUGACCACAAAAACUGAUUGUCUGGGCAGCCUUAAUUGAUUUGAAUAUUCAUUUUACUCUUUGACAAUUUCUGUAUUUGGAUAUGGUGCUCAAUUGCGUGAUCACUGUCUCAUGACUUUUAAGGGGAAGACUAGUGAUUAGGUACACAGUGGUGCAGCUCUCUGUUUCCUCUCCACAACCCAUUUUUGCGUUGAAAACAUAGAAGGCAUUAUUGAU